UACAGACAUGACACCUACAAUCAUCUCAAAGGAGCAUCUCCCUCUCAACAACAAGUGGAGAAAGCCAAUAGUGGAGAAGAUGCGCAGAGAACGUAUCAACAGCAGCAUUGAGCAGCUCAAGUGUCUUCUGGCUCCAGAGUUCCUCAACCAGCAGUCUGAUUCCAAGCUGGAGAAAGCAGAUAUCCUGGAGAUGACAGUCAGUUUCCUGAGACACCAGCAGUCUGUUCUAGACUCCAGUUCACAUGCUGACAAUCAAGGCUUCUCCAGGUGUGUCCAUGAGAUUGUGCACUUCCUGUCCAAAGAUGAGAUGAAGACACAGAGCCAGAGAAGACUGCUGAAACACUUCCAGAACCUGCAGACAUCAUGUGAGCAGAACAGGAGGGAAAGUGUCCUGUCUCAGCUGAUCUCCUCAGACCAGAACACCUUCAGUAAAGAGGUGAAUGUCGACAAGAGCAUCAUCUGGAGACCUUGGUAGAACUUCACACACUGGAGCUCAGCUCGACUUAAAGUAGAUGACCAAACUGCUCAGAAAUAUUGAUCAGUGAAGCUGUCAUUCUAGACUUUCAUUGUGACAUGAUGUAUAUGUCUUAAAUUCAGCUUUAAAAAGUUUUCUUUCAAUUGUGAAAGAUUGUUCCUCUUAUCUAAGUAAUAUAUUGCUCAUACUUUGUUUUAAAAAGUUUGUCCAGCAUCCAAUAUUUGGGAAAACACUCUUGGUUGAUUUUUUCCAAUCGUAUGUAGAUUUAUUUAACCCCAAACGGGCUUGUAUUUGUGUUUCUGAGGAAAUGCUGCAGAUUGUAUUGUUCAUUAUCUGAACACUAUCUUGGCUUGUAAAGGCUGCUAAAUUCUACUGUACUCUCUGUACUAUGUAUAGAGUUAUUAAACAGCCUUUUAUCUAGGCACUGUCAAAACCUUUUCACUUUGUAUGUGAAAAAAAAAGUCUCCUUCUGUGAAGGCAUUUAAUAACGUCACAAGGGCCACUGAAUGUAUUUCAAUCAGUC
Molecule: messenger RNA, 998 nt
Organism: Xyrauchen texanus (razorback sucker)
Lineage: Eukaryota; Metazoa; Chordata; Actinopteri; Cypriniformes; Catostomidae
Product: transcription factor HES-5-like
Exons: 2
Coding region: 8-475 (155 amino acids)
Biological process (GO): anterior/posterior pattern specification; regulation of transcription by RNA polymerase II; regulation of neurogenesis
Cellular component (GO): nucleus
Molecular function (GO): RNA polymerase II cis-regulatory region sequence-specific DNA binding; protein dimerization activity; DNA-binding transcription factor activity, RNA polymerase II-specific
Source: RefSeq, a predicted model, not a curated record